This is a messenger RNA of Caenorhabditis briggsae, 1047 nucleotides long. RefSeq names its product Protein CBR-NDX-9 (gene Cbr-ndx-9). The record is from RefSeq and is a predicted model, not a curated record. Gene Ontology annotation, molecular function: hydrolase activity. The transcript has 6 exons. Lineage: Eukaryota; Metazoa; Nematoda; Chromadorea; Rhabditida; Rhabditidae. The coding region runs from base 1 to 1047 and encodes 348 amino acids.
AUGGGCUUUGUAGAAAAAGUACGAUUAUUGGAUUAUUGGAAAGUCCAGGAUUCUGCAUUGCAAUCAGAAUUCCCGAGGUCUCGAUUGGUUCUCAUGGUGGAUCGGCGUCUUCUCGUUACCAAAGAUGCUCCAGAAGUUAGGAUGGUGGAGCACUCGUAUGGCGAUUUGAAACAACUUCUUGGAGAAUACGGAUUACAGUUUGAUUUAAGCAAUUCGUGUCUAUUGGAUGCACUCGAAGCAGAAACCGACAUGAUUCCUCUCUUCGGGACUUCCAUCGAGGCAGCAGAUCCUCCAGAAGACUCUCCAAUUUCGAAAAAAGAGGUCUUGCGACAACUAGGUAACAGUUUGGGUGGAAGUUUCACUGAUAUCAGAAUGGCGAUGUUGACAAUGAAAGAAGAGAGACAACGGAAUCUUCUAGCCAAAUUCCAAUCCCUUACCAAGUGGGCAGCCACGUAUCGAAGAUGCCCGAAGUGUGCAGCUGCUCUGAAAAUGAGAACAAGCAAGAGCGGAGCUGAAUGCGUGACGUGUCAGAGAGUGUACUACCCUACCUUCUCACCCGUUUCCAUUACCCUUAUAACUGACCCAACCAACGAACAUGCACUUCUGGUCCGACAUCGUGGAUCAGCUGGAGGAGUAUUCACUGCAGUUGCUGGAUUUGCUCAUACUGGAGAAAGCAUGACUGAAUGUGCACGACGUGAAAUCGCAGAAGAAGUUGGUAUUGAAGUAGAUUCGAUUCGUUCUCUAGAUAUGUCACAGCCAUGGCCAAUGCCUGAUUCAUCACUGAUGAUUGCUCACGUAGCGGUUGCCAAUAUGGACCAAAAGAUUUCCGUAUGCCCUGAUGAGCUAGAAACUGCUCAAUGGUUCUCUCGUCAUCAAGUCCGUCAAGCUCUGGAAACAACACUUUCGGACCCAUUCCUGAAGAAUCUCCCACGUACAUUGGAUGAUCGUCAAACUCUUCAUUAUAUUCCACCUGCUGGUGCUAUUGCUCAUCAAAUGAUUCGACAAUGGGUGGACGGGAAAAUAAACUGCCAUAAUUCAAGGAUGUAG